This is a messenger RNA of Hibiscus syriacus, 651 nucleotides long. RefSeq lists its product as uncharacterized. The transcript is spliced from 2 exons. The record is from RefSeq and is a predicted model, not a curated record. Bases 1 to 651 code for a protein of 216 amino acids. NCBI's taxonomy places the organism in Eukaryota, Viridiplantae, Streptophyta, Magnoliopsida, Malvales, Malvaceae.
AUGGCUGCUACUAAAGGCUUGUUUGAAUACCAUCCAAAAUGUAAGAAGGUUGGCCUCACUCACAUUUCUUUUACAAAUGACCUACUUAUCUUCUAUAAAGGAAAUAUUGAAUCUGUUUCUGGAGUCAUUAGUGUCCUGGACCAAUUCUACAAAAUGUCUGGUCUUAAACUUAAUGCUUCCAAAUGUGAACUUUAUACUGUUGAAAUUUCUUUCAGAAACCUUGAGCAUAUUUUACAAUCCACAGGAUUCAAACAUGGUUUUUUGCCAGUUAUUGUUAACAAGAUUGAACAACUUUGCUCUAUAUUUUUCUGGAAAGGUACUGAUAAAGCCGCCACUGAAGCCAAAGUCAGUUGGCAAAAAAUCUGCCUAGCGAAAUCUGAAGGAGGACUCGGAUUAAAAGAUAUUAAAACAUGGAACAAAGCAUGUAUGAUACAACUCAUCAGGAACAUCCUCGCGGGAGAGGGAUCAUUGUGGGUAGCUUGGAUCAAAAGCUAUGUUGUUAAAGAUGCAAACUUUCUGUUAGUGGAUGAUAUAGCAAAUUUUAGCUGGUGUAUCAGGAGCUUACUUAAACUAAGGGAAGUUAUAAUCCCUGUUUUAUCUACAGGAGCUACGAAGACAAAAGAUUUCUGGAAAGAACUACGGGUAAAAUGA